AUGGCAACUGCCCAGAUGCAAAGAAAUUCUAUGAGUGCAGUAAUAUUUCCUAACAAAAUACGUACUGAACAGCAGUCUUUGAUAUUGGUGAAGAGACUCCUAGCAGUAGCAGUAUCCUGCAUUACUUACCUAAGAGGAAUUUUUCCAGAAUGUGCCUAUGGAACAAGAUAUCUAGAUGACCUCUGUGUCAAAAUUUUGAGGGAAGACAAAAACUGUCCUGGGUCCACUCAGUUGGUGAAAUGGAUGUUAGGAUGCUAUGAUGCUUUGCAGAAAAAAUAUGUAAGUCUUCCAGUCUACACUCAUGCAGAAGACCCUCAGACAGUUACAGAAUGUUAUCAGUUCAAAUUCAAAUACACCAACAAUGGGCCGGUAAUGGAUUUCACCAGUAAGAAUAAAGGAAAUGAUUCCAACAUCACAUGUACAGACACCAAGAAAGCAAGUAUCCUCCUCAUUCGUAAGAUUUAUGUUCUGAUGCAGAAUCUGGGCCCGUUACCUAAUGAUAUCUGCUUGACUAUGAAGCUUUUUUAUUAUGAUGAAGUUACACCACCUGAUUACCAGCCUCCUGGUUUUAAAGAGGGUGAUUCUGACACAAUGAUAUUUGAGGGGGAGCCUAUUUACCUAAAUGUGGGUGAGGUGCCAACCCCUUUUCAUAUGCUGAAAGUUAAAGUGACAACUGAGAAAGAACGAAUGGAAAAUAUUGAUAAAAACAUGCUGAAGCAAGGAGACUCUAAGGUGCCUACGCAAUUAAUCAGACUGGACAAAGAUAAUCCAGAAGAACAGAACCAGCAAAUAAAUGAAGAUUUUGUGGCAGAUAAUAAAAUGGAAGUUCAGAAAAAUGCAAAUACAUCUGUAAAAGUUGGAGAAUUAAGUUUAACUUGUGAAGAAAAUGAACUUACGAGGUCUGAAGAAAGCCAGAAUAAACCUGUUUCUAAUUCUCAGGUUGAUCAGUUAGCAAUUAAGACAUCUGAACUUGAUGUGUCAGAGGGCAGGACAAGAAGUGGAAAAAUAUUUCAGAUCAACACAGUUGGUGAAAAUCAGGCUCAGGAACAUUGCAAAAAUCGUUUAGUAGCUAAGUGUUCUAAAGAAACCCAGAAGAGAAAUUGGUCUGAGUCUGAAAAACUUGUUCAUCAGUACGAACUCUCCUCUAGUCAAGAUACACUGCCAAAAAGGAGAAAAUUUAGUGAACCAAAGGAGCGGUUUUAGAUAUCAC
This is a messenger RNA of Terrapene triunguis (Three-toed box turtle), 1210 nucleotides long. It is a transcript of the gene HORMAD1, whose product is annotated as HORMA domain containing 1. The transcript is spliced from 13 exons. The record is from RefSeq and is a predicted model, not a curated record. NCBI's taxonomy places the organism in Eukaryota, Metazoa, Chordata, Testudines, Emydidae. The coding region runs from base 1 to 1203 and encodes 400 amino acids.